ACUUGCCGUUCUCCCUUUCCUUGCCCGGCUCUGCGAGCUUGCCGCCAUGCGUGCCGAUUGAAUAGCUUGAAAGCUCCACAAGAGAGGGCAACAUAGAAACUAGUGGGCUAUCCAUUGGCAGUCCGAUGACCUCCGCCUCCGCCAUCCGCCGUGGCGGACUCAGCAGCCUGCUCGUAUUCGACCGCCGUCUCGGAUCAUCCUACGUCCUUCCUUUCACCCUGAUCACACUCCUCUCCGCAAUCCUCAUCUUCGUCCUCUUCGUUCACAUGGCGAUAAACAACCUAAAAUCACGAACUCGAACAGUUGCGGGACACAAUCUAGAAGCCACGCCCUGGCAUCCAUUCAACCUCGACGAUCGGCACCUCGACGCCUCUGCCUCCCGAAUCCUACGCUGCUCGUACCUCUCCUGCCUCCGCCGCUCUCCCCCAAGCAAAAUCUCACAACACUCAUCGCCCGCGCCAGCGUGCCCGGCCUUCUUCCGUUCGAUUCACCGCGACCUCGAGCCCUGGCGUCGUUCCCGCAUCUCACGCACCGUGCUUGCCGAGGCCCGAAAGUACGCUGCGAUGCGAGUCGUGAUCCUUGGCGGUAAUCGCCUCUACGUUGAUCUCUACUACUCGUGCGUGCAGAGCAGGGCCAUGUUUACUGUCUGGGGCUUGCUGCAGCUGCUGCGAAGGUACCCUGGGAUGGUUCCCGACGUCGAUCUCUUCUUCGACUGCAUGGAUCGUCCUGCAAUUAACAGGACGGAAUACGAUCUGGCAGGCACUGGAAAGCCCCCGCCGCCUCUCUUCCGUUACUGCACGACGAAGGAUCAUUUUGAUAUUCCGUUUCCCGAUUGGUCUUUCUGGGGCUGGUCCGAGGUUAACAUCAAACCAUGGGAUGAACAGUUCAGAGAGAUAAAAAAUGGGUCUCAAAAAAUUCCGUGGAAAAUGAAAGACGACAUUGCAUAUUGGAAAGGAAAUCCAGAUGUUCAGUCUCCAAUACGGAUCGAGUUACUGAAAUGCAAUGACACAAAGCAAUGGAAAGCCCAAAUCAUGCAUCAGGACUGGAUACAAGAAUCAAACUCUGGGUUCAAGAAUUCCAGACUUUCAGACCAGUGCAAGCACCGUUUUGAAAUCUAUGCUGAAGGUUUUGCAUGGUCAGUGAGCCUGAAGUACAUUCUUUCAUGCGGAUCUGUUUCACUAAUUAUAGAUCCACAGUACGAGGAGUUCUUAAGCCGCGGGCUCAUCGCUAGUGAGAACUACUUGCCGAUCAACAUCUCGAACUUAUGUCCUUCUAUAAUGUCUGCAGUCGACUGGGGAAACAAUCACCCAUCUAUGGCAGAGGCUAUAGGCAUAAAGGGGCAGCAAUUAAUGGAAGAUCUGAGCAUGGAUCGUGUAUACGACUAUAUGUUUCACCUUAUUAUGGAGUAUUCAAAACUGCUGGACUUUAAGCCAACUCCACCUCCAUCUGCUCUCGAAGUAUGUAUGGCUGACGAAAAACAGAGAGAAAUACUUGAAAAAUCAUCAAGCUUGCCUUCUUCCACGACAGCAUGCACUCUACCAACGCUGGAAGGUUAUAAUGAUUAAUUAUAUCAU
Molecule: messenger RNA, 1574 nt
Organism: Dendrobium catenatum
Lineage: Eukaryota; Viridiplantae; Streptophyta; Magnoliopsida; Asparagales; Orchidaceae
Product: protein O-glucosyltransferase 1
Exons: 6
Coding region: 126-1565 (479 amino acids)
Source: RefSeq, a predicted model, not a curated record